AUGGGUUCUCAUUGUUCUUUAUGUAAUUGUGAUAAGAAAUCAUAUGAAAUAUAAGAAUGUCUAUCAAUCCAAACUACUGGUUCUAAAACUGAAAAAACAUAUAUGACAAAAAAUAAAAUGGCAACAGUAAUCUAAAAACAUUGGAGAGGUUAUAUUGAAAGGCGUAAAGUUGAUUAUUAAAAAAUACUUUAUGCCUUUGAAACUGAAACAGUUGAAAGCGGAAUCUCAAUAAAUCACGAUGAUUAAGCUAGAGUUGAAAAACUUACUUAUAUAUUUCCUGGAGGAGCUACUUAUACUGGUGAAUGGAGAGGAAACUCAAGGGAUGGAUAUGGAAUACAAGUUUGGCCGGAUGGUGCAAAAUAUGAAGGUGAAUGGAAACAUAAUAAAGCACAUGGAAGAGGUAAAUUUUCACACAUUAAUGGGGAUACUUAUGAGGGAGAAUGGGAAAAUGAUAUGUCUAAUGGAUAUGGAGUCUAUAAACAUAUUGAUGGUCCCAAAUACGAGGGAGAAUGGUUUAAUGACAAGUAACAAGGAUAUGGUAUUGAGUUAUGGCCUGAUGGCUCUAUGUACGAAGGAUAUUAUCAGAAUUCUUUAAAGCAUGGAAAAGGUAAAUAUCAAUGGAGUAAUGGUCAAAAAUAUGAAGGAGAUUGGGUUCAAAAUAAAAUAUCUGGAAGGGGAAUUUUAAUUUGGAUGGAUGGAAGAAGAUAUGAGGGAGAUUUUUACUUUGGUAAUAUGAAUGGCAGAGGUAUAUACACCUGGCCAGACGGAAGAAGAUAUGAAGGAUAAUAUCUUAAUGAUAAAAAGCAUGGUUAUGGCAUUUAUGAUUGGGGAGAUGGUAGAAGAUAUGAAGGAGAGUGGGAGAAUGGUAAGUAGCAUGGCAAAGGAUGCUUUUAUAUGAACAAAAAAGGGAAAUAUGGAUUUUGGAGUAAAGGUAAACGGAUAGCAUGGGAUGAUUAAUGA
Molecule: messenger RNA, 960 nt
Organism: Paramecium tetraurelia
Lineage: Eukaryota; Ciliophora; Oligohymenophorea; Peniculida; Parameciidae
Exons: 4
Molecular function (GO): protein binding
Source: RefSeq, a predicted model, not a curated record